Molecule: messenger RNA, 2341 nt
Organism: Periconia digitata
Lineage: Eukaryota; Fungi; Ascomycota; Dothideomycetes; Pleosporales; Periconiaceae
Source: the annotation of a GenBank genome assembly
CGACUACAUGUCCAAACUCUCCGCACUCGGGUCUUGGCGCCCGAUGGCCUUCUCCGACAUCGACUUCGACUAGCCGGCUAACAAUUGUUCUCCAUUGCCUCAUUCACCCUUCCGACGUUGGUCAUUGAAUUUUUCCGGAACAUCUCAGCUGUGGUUCAUGCAGCGUCAACUCGCGGACCGCUGGGCUCGUAAACGCUACUUUGGAUAGUUUCCGGGCACCGAACACUCCUACUUGCCUGCAGUACCGUAGGCGUGAGCGAGUGCGGGGAAUUUGAGGCCUGUCUGCAGUGUGAAGAGCUUUCUUUUUGUCCCAUUCGCGGUUGUGCCUCUAGGCCAUUUUCUUGUCUCCUUUACUUCGUAUUCUCUUUCUCACACUUCGGUCAUCACCACCGCCAUCAUGCACAUCUCUCAGAUGUUGGCCCAGUCCAGGGCAGAGGGAAAGCCGACCUUUUCCUUCGAAUUCUUCCCACCCAAGACUGCCCAGGGUGUCCAAAAUCUAUACGACCGAAUGGACCGAAUGCACGAUUUCGGCCCAAAGUUCAUCGACGUCACAUGGGGCGCCGGCGGCAGUUUGUCCCACCUCACCUGCGAAAUGAUCAAGGUCGCUCAGAACGUAUAUGGCCUCGAGACCUGCAUGCAUCUCACCUGUACCGAUAUGGAGAGAUCCAAGAUCGACAAUGCACUCAAGGAAGCCCAUGAUGCCGGUUGUACCAAUAUCCUUGCCUUGCGAGGCGAUCCUCCCCGAGAGAAAGAAAAAUGGGAGGCGGCGUCCGGUGGCUUCCGCUACGCCAAAGACUUGGUCAAAUAUAUUCGCGAGCGUUAUGGGAACUUUUUCGACAUCGGAGUAGCCGGAUACUCGGAAGGGAGUGACGACAACGACAAUGUUGACGAGCUUAUCGAUCAUUUGAAAGAAAAAGUGGAUGCCGGUGCGACCUUCAUAGUCACUCAAAUGUUCUACGAUACCGACCUGUUCCUCGAGUGGGUGCACAAAGUCCGCGCGAAAGGGAUCGACAUUCCCAUCAUCCCCGGCAUCAUGCCCAUACACACCCACGCUGCUUUCCUCCGACGCGCCAACUGGACAAAAUGUAACAUCCCUACACACUGGACUGAAGCUCUCGACCCAAUCAAGAACGAUGACGCUGAGGUUCGGGAGGUCGGGAAAGGCUUGGUGGCGGAGAUGUGCACAAAGUUGAUCAACGCCGGUAUCUUGCAUCUACACUUCUACACCAUGAACCUGGCUCAAGCGACGCGCAUGGUUCUUGAAGAGCUGGAACUUCUGCCAGACGUCGAAAGCCCACUUCAAAAGCCACUUCCCUGGCGGCCAUCCCUUGGGCUCAACCGCCGCGAAGAGAAUGUACGCCCUAUCUUCUGGCGUAACCGUAACCGCUCUUACGUUGCCCGUACCCAAGAUUGGGACGAAUUUCCCAACGGCCGCUGGGGAGAUGCUCGUUCGCCUGCCUUUGGUGAAUUGGACGCCUAUGGUAUUGGAUUGAAGGGCACGAAUGAGCAGAACAUCAAGCUAUGGGGAGCACCCAAGUCUAUCAAGGAUAUUUCAGAUCUCUUCGUCAGUUACAUGACGGGAAAACUCUCGUCUCUUCCUUGGAGCGAAGCUCCCAUCUCCAAUGAAGCAGAUACGCUCCGAAAAGACCUCAUCAACUUGAACCAGAGAGGCUUCUUCACCAUAAACUCCCAACCCGCUGUCAAUGGCGCCAAGUCCUCCGACCUGGUUUACGGAUGGGGCCCACGCAACGGUUACGUUUACCAGAAGGCUUACCUCGAAAUACUGGUAACUCCAGAACACAUCGCCGAGUUGAUAACCAGGAUUGAACGUGACCCAAGCUUGACAUACUACGCAGUGAAUAAAGAUGGAGACUUGAAGACAAACGCAUAUGGUGAUGGCCCGAAUGCCGUUACUUGGGGUGUGUUCCCCGGCAAAGAAAUCGUCCAGCCAACUAUCGUUGAGACUGUAAGCUUCCUUGCCUGGAAAGACGAGUUCUUCAAAGUGGGACGGGAGUGGGCCAACUGCCAUGCCUCAACUAGUCCCUCGCGAUACAUCAUCGAGGACCUCAUGGACACGUGGUACCUAAUCAACAUUGUGCACAACGACUUCCACGUCCAACACGGUAUUUUCCCACUGUUCGAAGGUCUUCAAGUCACCGACAUGGAAAAACCUCUCUACGAGACUGGUGCAUCCAACGGACAUUCCACCAAUGGGGACCAUGCUACCAAUGGCUCUGCUGCUAAAGGCGGCAAAUCGACCUUGAAUGAUCUUGUUGAAGCUGCAAAAUCUGCUGCAAGAACAGCCACUAACGGCAUGAACGGCCUUGCAGUUUCUUCAUAA